CAUGGCUUUUCUGGAGGAUGGAAACUACACUGCAGUGAAAGAGUUCAUUUUAUUGGGAUUAACAGAUGACCCUGUCCUAAGAGUUGUCCUCUUCACCAUCAUCCUGUGCAUCUACCUGGUGACUGUGUCUGGGAACCUCAGCACCAUCCUUCUCAUCAGAGUCUCUUCCCAGCUCCAUCACCCCAUGUACUUUUUUCUCAGCCACUUGGCUUCUACUGACAUAGGCUACUCGUCUUCUGUCACACCCAAUAUGCUUGUCAACUUCCUGGUGGAGAAAAAUACCAUUACAUACCUAGGGUGUGGCCUUCAGCUUGGCUCAGCUGCUUUCUUUGGGAUAGUUGAGUGCUUUGUUCUGGCUGCCAUGGCUUAUGAUCGCUUUGUGGCAAUCUGCAACCCACUGCUGUAUUCCACCAAAAUGUCCACACAAGUCUGUGUCCAGUUGCUUGUAGUAGCAUACGUAAGCAGUUUUCUUACUGCUUCCUCCUUCACUCUUUCCUUCUUUUCUUUUUUCUUCUGUGGUCCAAAUAGGAUCAAUCACUUUUUCUGUGAUUUUACUCCUUUAGUUGAACUCUCCUGUUCUGAUGACAGUGCCUUUAUUUUUCUUGCCACUGUUUCUGAUGGCAUUGUCAUUCUGAUCACAGUGCUUAUCAUUAUUGUCUCCUACACCUACAUCCUCGUCACCAUCCUGAAGAUGCGCUCCACCGAGGGCCGCCACAAGGCCUUCUCCACCUGCACCUCCCACCUCACUGCAGUCACUCUCUACUAUGGAACCAUCACAUUCAUCUACAUGUUGCCCAAGUCCAGCUACUCCACAAACCAGAACAAGGUGGUGUCUGUGUUCUACAUGGUGGUGAUCCCCAUGUUGAACCCCCUCAUCUACAGCCUCAGGAAUAAUGAGAUUAAGGGUGCUCUGAAGAGACACCUUGCUACGAAAAUAUUUUCUUAG
Molecule: messenger RNA, 946 nt
Organism: Acomys russatus (golden spiny mouse)
Lineage: Eukaryota; Metazoa; Chordata; Mammalia; Rodentia; Muridae
Product: olfactory receptor 502-like
Exons: 1
Coding region: 2-946 (314 amino acids)
Biological process (GO): G protein-coupled receptor signaling pathway; sensory perception of smell
Cellular component (GO): membrane
Molecular function (GO): odorant binding; olfactory receptor activity; G protein-coupled receptor activity
Source: RefSeq, a predicted model, not a curated record